AAAUAAACCCCUUUCUUCUUCAUCAUCAUCUUCUUCCCUCUCAGUCGCUGUUGAUGUUGCAGAAGCUCUCUUAGCAAGGAGAGAGAGGUUGUGUGUCCCGCACACCCCCAGUCUCCCUUUUCUCUCGAUCUCUCUCUCUCUCUCUCUCUCUCGCUUAUCUUGCACCAUGCAGAACGAGGAGGGUGACAAUGUGGAUCUCUACAUCCCCAGGAAGUGUUCUUCCACCAACAGGUUGAUCACUUCGAAGGAUGUUGCUUCAGUUCAGUUGAAUGUGGGCCAUGUCGACGAGAACGGUGUUUACACCGGGCAGUUUACCACCUUCGCCUUGUGCGGGUUUGUUCGUGCUCAGGGAGAUGCCGACAGUGCAUUUGACCGGUUGUGGGCAAAGAAGAAGGCCGAGCUUGGGCAGUAGAUGGAAACAUAUUUCUUCUGAUGCUGUUAGAGUUUUAUGGAUAACGUCUCAUAGUUUUCCUUUAUCGGGGUGAGCUGUUUUCUAUGUUGAGAUUUUAAUUCCGAGAAAGAUUUUAUAUAUAUUCCGGUAUAUGAUUCACUGUGUAUGCCUUCUUUUGAUUGUAUUCUACUGCAGUAAGUUGAAAACCAACCUGCAGAGCAUUACUUGA
Molecule: messenger RNA, 620 nt
Organism: Physcomitrium patens
Lineage: Eukaryota; Viridiplantae; Streptophyta; Bryopsida; Funariales; Funariaceae
Product: small ribosomal subunit protein eS21y
Biological process (GO): translation
Cellular component (GO): ribosome
Molecular function (GO): structural constituent of ribosome
Source: RefSeq, a predicted model, not a curated record